GCGGCUCCUCCGGAUCACACACAUCAGAGUCUUCCUUGCUGUAGAGAACGAUGUCUGGACGCGGCAAACAAGGAGGCAAAGUCCGGGCUAAGGCCAAGACCCGCUCCUCCCGGGCAGGGCUCCAGUUCCCGGUCGGCCGAGUGCACAGGCUCCUCCGCAAGGGCAACUACGCCCAGAGGGUGGGCGCCGGCGCUCCCGUCUACUUGGCCGCUGUGCUCGAGUAUCUCACCGCCGAGAUCCUGGAGCUGGCCGGCAAUGCCGCCCGCGACAACAAGAAGACCCGCAUCAUCCCCCGCCACCUGCAGCUGGCCGUGCGCAACGACGAGGAGCUCAACAAGCUGCUGGGCGGCGUCACCAUCGCCCAGGGAGGCGUCCUGCCCAACAUCCAGGCCGUGCUGCUGCCCAAGAAGACCGAGAGCACCAAGUCGGCCAAGAGCAAGUGAGCCCGG
This is a messenger RNA of Bufo bufo (common toad), 449 nucleotides long. Its product is annotated as histone H2A type 1-like. Gene Ontology annotation, molecular function: DNA binding; protein heterodimerization activity; structural constituent of chromatin. Lineage: Eukaryota; Metazoa; Chordata; Amphibia; Anura; Bufonidae. The transcript has a single exon. Bases 51 to 443 code for a protein of 130 amino acids. Gene Ontology annotation, cellular component: nucleosome. The record is from RefSeq and is a predicted model, not a curated record.